UAUAUUAUUUAAAAAGAUAGAAAUGGGCCUUUCCAGUGGAAGCCGAUUAGUAGAACAAUAAUUAACAAGAUAAGAGGAGAUGCUCGUGGCAACAGAGUGAGGUUCCCGCGAGAACUGCGUGCAAAGGAGCAUCUGCCACGUGGCGGGAGAGACACUCCACAUGUCAGAAAAAACCAGAACUAAAAAAAACAGAUUUGGUUAUUAUAAGUUUUUUUCUCUGGCUCUGCGGUGCUUGCCACCUUUCAGGUGCUCUGCGCCACUCACCUUAAAUCUUCUUCAAUCAACGCUAUUCUUUACUCACAAGGAAACUCAAACCAGAUAGCUCAAUGCUCAGAUUAAACGCUAAUUACCCUUUCUUUCCCAAGAAAUCCCACCGAGUUUGUAAUAGAAAGCUCGGGACUUACUAUGAUUCUUCGUCGACCUUUAAACACGGCGGAGUUGGCGAUGAUGCUGAUAAGAAGAAGCUGUUUCUAAGAGUUUCUGUGAAAGCAAUGAAGGAAGAAGGUAACGGAAGUGGAAGCAUGAGUUUCUCUGGACAAAGCUGGGAUCCUAGUUCGGAGAUACAAGUUCCUUCAGAACAGAGACCUGUGAAUGAGUAUUCGUACUUGAAGGAAGGGAUGUUGUAUUCAUGGGGAGAAUUGGCUCCAAGCCAGUUUUUUCUUCGUCUUGGUGGUCUUUGGCUUGUGACUUUCACUGUUCUUGGUGUUCCCAUCGCAGCUGCUAGCUUUAAUCCUUCCAGAGAACCUUUGAGGUUUGUUGUAGCUGCAGGUACAGGAACCUUGUUCCUGGUUUCAUUGAUUGUCUUGAGAAUUUACCUGGGAUGGAGCUAUGUUGGAGAUAGAUUACUUUCUGCGGUUAUUCCAUACGAAGAGAGCGGAUGGUAUGAUGGCCAAAUGUGGGUGAAGCCACCUGAGGUAUUGGCUCGGGACAGGUUGUUAGGUUCUUACAAGGUGAAGCCAGUAAUCAAGAUGCUCAAACAAACAUUGGUUGGUACAGGAGCUUUACUCGUUUCAGCAUUUGUGCUAUUCGUCUUUGCAACACCAGUCGAAGAUUUCUUUAAAACCACUUUAAGAGCAACCAAUGAGGUUUCUAUUUCAAGAACCAACAACAACAAAUUCAAUAUGAGGAAAGAACAAUUGCUUCGGUUGCCAAUAGAUCUUGUGACCAAUGAUGACUUGGCAGCCGCGGCGGCUGAGGCUGCUGAUGGAAGACCGGUCUAUUGCAGAGACCGCUACUACCGUGCAUUGGCCGGUGGUCAGUACUGCAAAUGGGAGGAUCUUGUUAAAUAGUUUUCAAAAUAUAGAAUAAGAACACUUAUGAGGAGUGUUUCGAAAAGAAAAAAAAAGAACACUUAUCAGUUUCUCAGUAUUGAUUAAAAUGGCUUACUUGUUAAGUUCGUUCGAUGGGCUUCCAACCUAAAAUCAAUUGGUAAUUAGUGGAGUGGUCCAUCUAUCUUAUAUAUUGCUUAGGAUUCCUUACAACUACCGACGUGGGACACUUUGUGUCUAAUACGCCCCUUCGAGAUGAUGGUUUUUUAAGCGUCAAUCUCGGAAUGCUCGGGCAAAGAUCGGUGGGCCAACUUUGGACCAGAUCAAUAGAUCAGGUUGGACUGCGUAGAUCGGGCUCUGAUACCAUGUUUGUUAAUAUGAGAAGCCAAUGUCCAUCUUCUUAUGCAAGGGAAGUACCUAAAACUAUACUUAUUCUUGUUUGAAUAGGUUUGCCCCUUGAGAAUUGAUGCAUGUGUGUGUGCAUUGUUUGAAUAAGGUACUUGGAGCUCAUGAUAAGAAUCUGGUCGUGGAUCAAACCCUUUGUUGAUGGCAGGAUGUCAGAAGAAAGGGGAGACAAAGAACCAGCCACAUUGAGACUUCCAAGCAGUUUUGAGUGUAAAGUAAGGAAGACAUUGGUGCAUGCUUGCCAUUGAAGUAAGGCUAUGAUCCAGGGUUUAUGAGUCCCUAAACUUGAUCAUAAGACUCAUAAACCCACUAGCCAAUCCCUAAGCUGAGGGUGGUUGCACUCUUUUUCCCUAAGUGAUGGUUUUAUCCCAUGAGGUUUUCCACACUUAGGUUUUUUUAAUGAGGCAAGUACUCUCAGUUCCAAGCUUGCCCAAGGAUCUCCUAUGGUCAAGCUUGAGGGGGAGUGUUGAAAUGAAGAAGAAAAUAGAACCAGAGUAAAGAAGUUAGUUCAAGAUCAACUGAGAGUUCAUCAAGAGAAACCAAUGAUCCAUUGUUGAAGUUGAAUCAUAGACAGUCAAAUCGUGGACAACAAAUCGUGGACACUUGACCAUGGACAAUAAAUAGUGGACAGCUGAACAGCGGACAGCUGAAUCCAAAGUUCCCAAAUAUGUUUAAGCUUCAAGUAAACUAAGUUUGGAUGCAAAGGUUUAUUUCUGGUCAGAAUUGGACCACUACAAGAAAAAUGAGUUUUAAUAGCAGACCGAAAUAGCGUUUUUUUACGA
Brassica napus (rape) is the source of this 2455-nucleotide messenger RNA. RefSeq names its product protein CONSERVED IN THE GREEN LINEAGE AND DIATOMS 27, chloroplastic. The transcript is spliced from 7 exons. The record is from RefSeq and is a predicted model, not a curated record. Lineage: Eukaryota; Viridiplantae; Streptophyta; Magnoliopsida; Brassicales; Brassicaceae. The coding region runs from base 327 to 1289 and encodes 320 amino acids.